Molecule: messenger RNA, 2514 nt
Organism: Ambispora gerdemannii
Lineage: Eukaryota; Fungi; Glomeromycota; Glomeromycetes; Archaeosporales; Ambisporaceae
Source: the annotation of a GenBank genome assembly
AUGGGCGGAGGAAUACCACCACCUGAAGAACAAAAUAAUUCGAAGAAUUCGCCUAGUGAAAUGGUGCAGUUGUCUAGUAUACUGCCCGAAGAAUUUACAUUUAACACAAACCAACGAGACGCAUUACACCAAUUAGAACAACAAAUGCACGUAUCACAAGUUAGACUCGUAUAUUCAAAAAGCAAAGUAUAUGUUCACCCUAGUAACAAUGACGCGGAUAACAUUCCAGGAUAUAUAUCUAUUCUUGAACGGUCGCCAAAAAAUUAUUAUUUAGCUUGGACUCCAGAGUCAUUACUCUCGGCUGAUCAAUUAGAAUCCUAUGUUCAAGUUGAAGCCUAUCCUGGCCUAAUAAAUUCAGAAGAGGACGAAGGUUGGUUGGUCGAAGAGGGAAUUGAUGAUGAUGAACAUGGGCUUGGAUCAACAAUAUUAAUCUCUCCACCUGUAUCUCUCACGAAUGUGUCAUCUCCAACUGCGGAAACAUUAUAUGCCACUUCUGCCCCGAUCUCUUCUAUUUACUCUAUUGUGGUUUUACCGCCCAAAUUUACGCAAUGGUACGGUUCUAUUAUAAUCAAUCUUAUUGGAGGCAACACAUUACCUGCUUUUGUGUUUCACGAUGACGAGAGUCGAAGCACGAGACUGCAGCGUAAAAGGCAAAAAGAAGCUUCUAAUCAUACAGACGAUCAAGAAGAAACAGAAAAUAAUACUAUUACUUGGGGAGGUGACGAAGUAAUAUAUUUGCUUAAGAAAUUUUGUCAUGUUCAUAGCUCUUCUAUUGAGCCCAAUCUAUUUCUGAUAAACCCAUCGCCUGAAGAUAUAUCUAAUCAUAGCCCGCCUAUUUCAGACGAGACUUCUACGAGCAAUAUAGAUACUUCUAGGACUGGACCUUCAUCGAUACAAAUGGAUCCCUUAACUGCUACUGUCAAAGAAAUUCGAUGGAAUGUUCUUGAAAAAUUUUCCAAGGUAUCACGUUUUACUCGCGAUACAGCAGCUUCUAUCCUCGAACAUCCUCUUGCGCGCCCUAUACUUCCACACCUUCCUCCGGCUGUAAAUUCAUUUGUGCAGAAUGAAUCUACUCACUCCGACACAAAUGACACGCACGAAUUUGAUUAUGGCAGAAUAUAUUUAGCUAAAUGGGCAGCCCGUGUCGCAGAAGAAGCUGAAGCUGCUGCAAUAUUAGAGCAGGACGAAUCUAACAAUUCGCGAUUAGCUGCAUGGAGAGGUCAAUUGAUUGAUGAUGCAGAUUCUUCUAAAUCCUGGCAGGAGGAAACUGAACUGGGAGCCUUUGAAAUCCUUAGUAGCGGCACAAGUUUACCCCCGAUACAUCAUACGCGAACCACGCCUUUGAAAGCAGACAAUUGGUUUUCCUUCUUUGAUGCGGAAGGACGGCUUCAAGUUGAACUCAAAGAAGUUCGAGCUGCUAUAUUUUGCGGAGGCGUUGAAGAAGAUAUCCGUGUAGAAGUGUGGAAAUUCCUUUUAGGAUUCUAUCCUUGGGAAUCAAGUCAAGUUGAAAGGGAAAACAUAAUGGAAGCAAAACAUCAAGAAUAUUGGAAUAUAAAGCGUAAGUGGUGGGAUUCACCAGAUAUUCAUGACGACCCUGAUUUCCAAGAACAGAAAAAUAGAAUAGAUGUAUAUGAUAAAAUUGACAUAGAGAAAGAUGUUGUACGGACAGAUCGGACAGUGCCUUUUUUUAAGAAUGAAGAUCUUCCUCAUCCUGAACCCUUAUCAUCCUCUUCAAAUUUCACAAAUAAGAAUUUGGAACUAAUGAAGGAUAUUCUGAUGACUUACAAUUUUUAUAAUACAGAUCUUGGUUAUGUACAAGGAAUGAGUGAUUUGUUAGCUCCAAUUUUUGCUGUUAUGCUUGACGAAGUUACAGCCUUUUGGACAUUUGCUGGCUUUAUGGAACGAAUGAAAUCAAAUUUUUACCGAGAUCAAUCUGGUAUGCGUCGUCAAUUACUAACUCUCGACCAUUUAAUACAAUUCAUGGAUCCAAGACUUUAUAAGCAUCUUCAAAGGGCCGAAUCCUUGAAUCUUUUUUGUUGUUUCCGUUGGCUUCUAAUAUGGUUUAAACGCGAAUUUAAAUGGGAUGAAGUGCCGCGUCUUUGGGAAGUUCUUUGGUCUGAUCAUUUGACAGGCCAAUUUCAUAUAUUUGUCGCAUUGGCCAUUUUGGAUAAGCAUCGUCUAGUCAUAAUGGAUUAUCUUAACAAUUUUGAUGAGAUACUAAAGUAUAUUAACGAUCUUUCGAUGACCAUAUCAUUGGAGGAAACAUUAUGUCGUGCCGAAAUGCUCUUUUAUCAAUUUCAAAGAAUGGUCGAAGCUGUUGAUCAAAAACGAUUAGAAUUAGAACAGCAAGAGAGCAAUAGCCAAAAUGAUGAGGGUUUACGUAGAAGGAAGGGCAAAGAGACAGAGACGGAAACGGAGGGUGAUCCUAAGUCGUCAACAGAGUCAACUUCCAAAUUGCCUGUGGUGAAUGACUUACUAAGAAGUUUAUUAAACAAAGAAUUUAUCACACUAUAG